AAUAAAGAGAAGUUUUCAAACCCAUUGGAGCUGUUUCAGUGGGUGUGAAGGGAAGAAACUGCAGGGAGGUGUGGAAGCCGCUCUCUCUGCACACUGUAAAAAGUGACGACGUUAUCUGCUCACUCCUCGUAGUUUCGAGCGUUUAAAAUAAUGAGCUCACUUUUAGAAUGAACUGAAACCUCCAGAAAGCUUUCCAGUAUCUGUUUUUGUUCUUUCAAACUCAACAGUACUCGCGGAAGGUUCUGGAAAAAUACAUGGAGGUGAACGAAAGCGACACUUUUCAGCAGAAAUGUGUGGGGAUGAAUUGAGACCUCGUGGAGUUCGAGCGCGGUAAAAAGGUCGAGUCAAACGGCGCGCGGGGAGCGGCGCGUGCUCCGCCACAGUGAGGGCGGGCGUUUCUUUUUGCAGCGCGCUGCCUCCACACAUCACAACCACCGCGAGGACGGGAUUCACCCGCGUGCGUGUCCCACGCGCUCCCACAGCGAUGCGGAGCUGAGACGGACGGACGGACGGACUCCUCUCGCGCCAGCUGCUCGGGCGUCUGAUGAGCAGGAUGGGGAGACCGGCGGGGAUGAGGAACCUGGAUGCUUUGGAAGGAGAAACGCGGCAACUUUCACUCCUCCUCACACUCUUCUGCUCUUCUCUCCGUGCGUGUCUCUAAAGCGCAACAGCAUGCAGAUCUCUCCUCUGGAAGACAAGAGCCCAGUCAUGGGAGCCCCUCCAAGCCCCCAAGUAAGAAGCGAAGGCCUGUACUUCUGUGAUGGCAAGCGGAAAGUCGACUACGUCCUGGUUUUCCAUCAUCGUCGACUCAGCUCCAUACGCUCGCUCGUCAGCGGCUCUGUUUCUCAGGACCAGCUGUCUGUUGUCUCCAAUGGCAACUUUCCUCCAGCAACGAGCUCGGAUCCAGCGGCGGGACGAGGGGGGGACAUUCCGGGAGGGGAGGCGGCAAGCGUCGGCGAGGUGUUCAUGGAACUUGGCAGCGCAAAAGGAAGCGAGCCCAUGGAGCCCGUUGACCAAGAGAUGCACCUGAUCAGACAAGAGUUUGAGACCAACCUGCUGGAGGCGGGGCUUGAGAUCGAGAGGGAAAAAGAGGUAAAGACCCACGGACCCAGUUUCACUCGGAUCCACGCGCCCUGGCCUGUUCUGUGCAGAGAGGCUGAGUUUCUGAAGAUCAGAGUUCCCACCAAGGCGAGCUACGAGCUGAAGGAAGAAAGAGGCUUUGGGUCCAGUAUGAGUUCCAUGUGGAGGAAGCUGAACCAGCCCUUCCAGCCCAAAGUGUCUCUUCAGGACCACUGCAGCACCAAGUUUCUGUCUCACUGCUUCUCCCGGGACAAGCUUCACCUGUACAACAUCUCGUCUAAAGACACGUUCUUUGACAAUGCUACCAGAGGCAGAAUAGUGUAUGAGAUCCUGAGGCGUACAGUGUGCGUGCGGACAUGUCAGACGAUAGGUGAGGACGCCAAACAUCAACAGACACACCAAACAUGCGGAAUCAGCACUUUGAUAGCGAAAGGAGUGUAUGAUUCUGCCUUUCCUCUCCACGACGGUGACUAUAAGGUCAUCGGACACCUGGAGGAGCGUACUGACAGACAGGUUCUGAAUGAAGAGUGGGCCAGAUACUCAGCCUUCUACAAGUACCAGCCCAUUGAUCUGGUCAGGAAGUACUUUGGGGAGAAGAUCGGCCUGUACUUCGCUUGGCUGGGCGUUUACACUCAGCUGCUCAUCCCUGCCUCCAUAGUGGGAAUCAUCGUGUUUGGCUACGGGGUCGCAACAGUGGACACUAAUUUACCCAGUCUGGAGAUGUGUGACGGGCGUCUCAAUUUCACCAUGUGUCCUCUGUGUGACGGGGCCUGCGACUUCUGGCAUCUCAGCACUGCCUGCGGCACCGCCAGAGCUUCGCACCUCUUCGAUAACCCCGCUACAGUCUUCUUCGCCAUCUUCAUGUCUCUGUGGGCCGUGCUUUUCCUGGAGCACUGGAAGCGCCGGCAGAUCAGUCUGAGCUUCAGCUGGGAUCUGACGGGCAUAGAGGAAGAUGAGGAACACCCCCGACCCAAAUACGAGACCAUCCUGCUCCAAAAGAGACAGAGGAAGCUGAAAAAUAAGAAAAAGAGGAAAAAAAGUGAGCCAGAGAAGCAGGAGGACGGGGCAGUGACAGGGAAGGACAGAUGGAGACAAAAACUACUGUCUGCCAUGGCUGCAGGAGCACCGCCUCCUGUUGAUAAGCUGACCUGGAAAGACCGUCUCCCAGGAUACUUGAUCAACGUUACCUCCAUCCUUUUCAUGUUUGGGCUGACAUUUUCAGCGGUUUUCAGCGUCAUCAUCUACCGGAUCACAGUGUCAGCCCUGAUGGCGAUGAGCCCGGACCCAGAAAUCAAGUCCAAUGUUCGGGUAACAGUGACGGCCACCGCAGUCAUCAUCAAUCUUGUGGUUAUCCUGAUUCUGGACGAAAUCUACGGAGCAGUGGCACAGUGGCUGACGGAGCUAGAGAUUCCCAAAACAGAGACCAACUUCGAGGAGCGGCUCAUCAUGAAAGCCUUCAUGCUCAAGUUCAUGAACGCGUACGCUCCCAUCUUUUACGUGGCGUUCUUCAAAGGACGAUUUGUGGGUCGACCUGGGAGUUACGUUUACGUAUUCAACAAUUACCGCAUGGAGGAGUGUGCUCCAGGAGGCUGCCUCAUUGAGCUGUGCAUCCAGCUCAGCAUUAUCAUGCUGGGAAAACAGCUGAUCCAAAACAACAUAUUUGAGAUCGGCAUCCCCAGGAAGUUAAAGAAGUUGAUACGAGCUUUGAAGGAGAAGGGAAAAACACCAAAGGCGAGGGAGGAGGAAAAGCCUCCCCAGCAGUGGAACCUGGACUACGCCCUGGCCCCCUUUGAAGGCCUCACCCCAGAAUACAUGGAGAUGAUCAUCCAGUUUGGUUUCGUCUCUCUGUUCGUGGCUUCGUUCCCGCUGGCGCCGCUCUUUGCCUUGUUGAACAAUGUCAUCGAGAUCAGACUGGACGCCAAGAAGUUUGUAACGGAGCUACGCAGGCCAGUCGCUGCUCGUGCUAAAGACAUCGGCAUAUGGUUCAACAUACUGAGUGGAAUGGGCAAAUUGUCAGUCAUUAUAAAUGCCUUUGUGAUCUCCUUCACGUCUGACUUCAUCCCUCGGCUGGUCUACCAGUACAUGUACAGUCCGUCAGGCACCAUGCACGGCUUCAUUGACCACACACUCUCCUACUUCAACGUGUCCAACUUUAAGCCUGGCUCAGCGCCGCAGAACUCUGAGCACGAAGACAUCACCUUCUGCCGCUAUAAGGACUACAGGGAGCCCCCCUGGUCUUCAGAUGCGUACCAGCUCUCCAAACAAUACUGGAGCGUCCUGGCGGCCAGACUGGCUUUCGUCAUUCUGUUCCAGAAUCUGGUGAUGUUCCUUGGCCUCAUGGUGGCUUGGGUGAUCCCCGACGUUCCCAAAACCAUCGUUGAGCAACUGAAACGGGAGAAGAAGCUCCUAGUAAACCUGUUUCUACAGGAAGAGAAGGAGAAAUUCCAGCUCAUCCAGAGUCUCUUUGCCAAGGAUUCCAUCCUCCAGUCCAACAGCCAAGUGUCCAACCCGUCCCAGGGCUUGCCCAUCCUGGGCCGCUACAGUACUCUGCCGUCAGGCCCUGCGGCUGGAGACGGCGGAGGAGGCGGUCCGAGGCCCAGAUGCAGGGCCGCAAGCUUCAGCCAGUUCAGCGGGAAGACUUCCUCAUCCCCCAAGAACGAAAAUGCAAACUCAAGACAGACGGCAGUGUGACAUGCACCACUUCACAGGCGGGGAGCUCCACCCGGGCCUCGGGGCUGGAACCGGAGCGGCUCGGUCCGCGUCAUUACCCGUGUCGAUGUUUCUGGUGUGUGUGACAGCAGUAGAGAGUGAAUCGUCAACAGUAACGUUUGUGCUCAGCGGUCGGCCUGCGACGCUCGCCCCGGCUGAAUGAUGGGUGCGUGGCUGUAAUGUUCCCUCACACGACUGUUCGCCUGAAAAAGUGUUGUCAUUUUUACUUUUUGGUAAAAAGUAAUUCCUUAGAGAGGCACCGAAGCUUCAUAGCGUAGAAAAGCAAUAAUUAUUACCGCAUUAGGCAGAAAAAGUGAACAUUACAGGAACCUUAAGGAACGACAGGCCGGUUCAACAUGAAGCAUCCACAUCAUGAGCAGACUAAUAAGGCUUUGUGGCAUUAGGGCUGUCCGGUUUGUAUUUUCCUGCUUUAUUCUCUUUACGUGUUUUUGUUUACAGAUUUUGUAGCUUUUACAGGAGUCUGUUUUCUUUCGUCGCUUUGAUUCAGGAAUCACUUUAAACGUUUUCUAGUUCGUGCUCCAACCGUAUUGUGACUGAAGACAGCGCUGCUGGUACUAAUGGACUCAACAUGCCAACGUGGUACAACGGUUAAGCCACAACUUCAUGUCUAAGAAGCAGUCUUCAACAAAUAACGCAACAUUUUCUAGAGCCACAUGGACAGCUGUUGGCUGACCGCGAAAGGAAGAAACUCUCUGUUAUUUCUGAGUCAACACAAUGGAAAGAGUGCAACCACAGUUAGUUAAAUAUGACCUCAUUAGCUGUGUCUGAAUUCCCCCCCACUCACUAUAUAGUCCAUUCACCAUUUUCCAGUGCUGUCUGAAUCUACUCAUUCCAAAAUCGAGUGCACUAGAAACUUCCCAGAAACUAGAUUAGCAAAUAGAGACCACAAUGCAUUGCAGUUGAACAAUUUUGAACCAAAAAAAUUGUUUAAAUGUAAUUUUUUAAUAAACCAUCCACAUUUUCACUAUCAGAACACAAUAGAUUCAUAAAUAUGCGUAAAAUGUUGAUUCAAUUUUGACUUUGUGAAAUCGGUGACAUCAUAUCCAGCGUUUGGAAAAAUGAAAGAAAAGUAGUGAGUGUUGUGUCCGAAUUGCCUUUAAAAUUCAGAUCACCAGAUAGUUUGUAGUAGUUAGGGGUCAGGGCAGGAAUUCAGACAUUAUCAUUGUCUUUGUUAUGAGAUAAGCCCCAACACUGCAUCCUAUUUAGUUUGAACCUCAGUCACAAACAAGAGUUCUACUGCCUGAACAUGAUGUUGUGUUCCAUUGAUGAUAACACGUCAGUCUGCUCAUAGAAACCCUUUGCUGACAUUAAACACAAUAGUCAGGCAAAAAUAAUUUAGACACAUGGCUGCAAAAAUUUCUUAAAAAAAAAAAAACAUAAAAAAUACAAUUUUUAAAAAAUCAAUAGUGUAGUAGUUACAGACCCACUCCAAUGAAAAAGGUGUUUUUCACAUGUUCUGGUGUCCUCUUUUUCAUGAUAAAGGACAUUUCUGAAGGAAGAUACACUUAAAAUUGCUAAAUAUCUGUAUUGAAAUUGUUGUAAAUCAGGAGCGAAUGCAAAAUAAUAAAUAAAUAAAUAAUUGGAUAAAGCCUAAAGCUACUUAAGAAAGCCAGACGCUCCCUGCUCCACUCCAUUCUGAUCAUCCACCUACAGACAAAUAGAUCCAUGAACGUCUUCGUUUUCCUCGUCUGAGCUGGAACCUGGAUCUAAACUGUACGGCUGGAUAGAUAGUUCGCCAUCUUUGCUGGACCACUGAUGUUAAGUUGAAGCUGUGAGGAGUUGUAAGCUAGCAGAAGAGAAUGUAAACAGAUGGAUGAUGGUAUCACCAACAACUCACAAGCUCAUUUCCAAUAAACUACUGCUGUUCUACAGAAACUAUGUCCAAAAAAACAACAGAUUUAUUGUAUUAUUUUGACUAAAAACAGCAGGAUCAUUAUUAAAAAACAUGCACUUUGAAAAUAGAUAAAAAGAUCAUCGGAGAGAUAAUUUAACAAAUAAAAUAAAAUAAAUUGAUAAAAUGAUUGGUGUUUUUCUUUGUACAAAAAGACUUUAAUGGCAUAAAUUCAAGAAGAGCUCAAAGGUAACCAAACUCCAAAUUAACUUGUUCUCUCUGUUGACUUCUAUAAAUCGUUUUUUUAAAGUCAUUGACACAUUUUUGACAAAUAAAAUAAACUUGUUUAAUUCUUGAAAGUAUGGUCAAAAGCCACCUGUGUGCUGCUCCCUACAGGUUGAAAUGAGGUACUGCAGUUGAAUUUCGUGAUUGCUCCAAACAUGUACUGUAUUUUGCAGUCUACAAGUCGCUCCGGAGUAUAAGUCACACUUUUAAGAGAAAAGUUCCAACAUUUAUGAAGAAAUUUGCCAAACCCGACAUUGCCGACUUAUCACCAAAAUGUUUUUUUUCCUUCAGCCUGGUUAGAAUUUCCGAUUGCUGACAACAGCGGGGGUAUGGGUUGAAUAGUUUUCUCUAAAUCAACUAUUCUGACUCUAUUAGAGCUCCACGUGAUGCUAAAUUAGGGGCGUGUCUUUGUAAAUGCAGGGCAGGUGGUCCCCUGGUUGGACUCAAUGAAUCUCUAAUGUUGCUUUGUCCUCCCGUUUCAGUGACAUUCCUAAAUAAGGAAUGUUAAAUUUAUUUUCUUGAUUGCUUCAAAGCAAAACUUGUACUUUUUGAGCUUUUUUGAACAUCUUCAAAGCAUUUGCUUGAUGGGCUAAAGGUGACUUUGUCUAAUGGACUGAAAAAACGCGACCUGCUUUGUAAAGGCAACAUUUGCUGUAAUGUGUACAGGAUUGUAAGCAGAUUCUCUUUAAAAAUGUAACAGGUCAAUUCAAUACUCAGAAGGGCACUACUUUUCUAAAACUCUUUAAACCCAUUGAUUUUAAAUGAAAUAUUUAGAUUUUAAUUCCAUUUUUAGGGUUGGAUGUCCGGUUUUUCUGGUAGUGUCUCUAUGGAAAUACUCCAUUGUUGCUCCUUUAUAACCUGAAAUAGACAAAAGAGCACCUAAUGUGGUGAGGAAAAAGAUUCUUUACAGACAGAGAAGUUGCAUUUUGCUACUUUUGGUUUUUAAGACUAGAACCUUUGAAAAAAGGAAUACUUAUUUUCAAAUACAAAGUGCCCAAGUUCUUAAGAGGACAGGUUUGUUAACGUCAAAAUCGACUCCCGACCACAUUCUCUCUGCAUCAAUUUCAUGAGACUUCAUCUUUGAUGGUGUUUGCGUCUGGAGAUUUGUGGGUCAGAGUCGGUGCAACUGUUUGUGUGUCCCCUGUGUGAUCUCACCUGUUGAAGGAAUAGACGGGAGCCAUUUUGAAAACCACACGUAGGACUUGUUAACAUGCCGACAUGCUGUAAACCUUCCCUCUGUUUCUGAUGCCUUGUUAUCGUUUUUUUUUUUUUUUUUAACAUCUGUGUGCUCAGCUAGAACUCAAUCACAGACUGUUAACUUCAAAUGUAUUAAGAACUGACUUAAGGAAAUUGUGACAAAGAAAUAUUUGUUAUACAAGCUUCUGUUGUUCAUGCUUACCUUAAGAAAGUGUACACAGUCUUAAAUACAGAAAUAUUACACUGAUGACGAGCUCA
Messenger RNA from Oryzias melastigma (Indian medaka), 7381 nucleotides. It is a transcript of the gene ano2b, whose product is annotated as anoctamin 2b. The record is from RefSeq and is a predicted model, not a curated record. The transcript has 25 exons. Bases 673 to 3771 code for a protein of 1032 amino acids. Gene Ontology annotation, molecular function: chloride channel activity; protein dimerization activity. NCBI's taxonomy places the organism in Eukaryota, Metazoa, Chordata, Actinopteri, Beloniformes, Adrianichthyidae. Gene Ontology annotation, biological process: chloride transmembrane transport. Gene Ontology annotation, cellular component: plasma membrane.